AUGUUGACCUAUUUCAAUCUUCCAUGCUGGCUCUGUUUCCUCCCUUCCACGACUGACCGUCGAUGUGUUCAUCAACUUGAGGCAUCCGAUGCUGCGGUGUUUGCCUAUGACGGCCGGGGGGCAGACUGCAUGGCAGUGCGCCUGUAUGCGGCUUGGCCGCAAGAAGUGAAGAAAGAGCAUUCUAUACCACGUUUGAAGCCAUUUCGGCCUGGGAAGCCGCGCCUUCCCGAGGAGGAUCGGGCCUUUGGUCUGGAAGUCGCGCAUCGGAAGAUGGAGCCUGGCACCUUGGCGAAGACGUGCCGGGACCCGUAUCAGACCGUAUCCCAUCCGUAUCCCAUCCGUAUCCCUGUCUGGCAGAGCAGGUUCGAGUUUGCUCCUGUGGGAUUGUGGAGGCAAGAGGCUUGGACACGCAAAGUGGGCAUGCGCCCCAGCCUGCUUUGUGACGCUUUCGUGGCCCUCUCAGUUAAGGUUCGGUCUGAUGAUCCCUGGCGGUUAGUUUUUCAAACGCCAGAGGAGGAGGAAGCCACCGCGCAGCUCCUCCGCGAGGAGGCGGCAGCGGCUGCAGCCGCCCGGGUCGCCCUGAAGGCUUUGGAAGAGACAACAGGGCAUGGGGUGUUCAAUAGGGCGGAUGCAGUUCAAGUGCGGACUGCUGGGAACGGGGAUGGGCAAGGGUCAGCUGGCAUAGCUGGCAACUUGUCGGGCGGAAAUCAGAUCGCACGAGGUGUUGAUGGGUUUGUGCACAUCCCUGGCGCCGUGUCCCGAGACCUGGUCCUGGCUGCCAGGAAGGAAAUCAACAGGCAGCUGGGAGCGGCCACAGGUGGCACGGACCAGUUCAAGGCAAAGACCUUUCCAAAGAGGCCCGAGAUCACCAACCUCUUCAACUCCUCCAGCUUGCCGUUCAUUCUGGAGCGACUCCUAGGCCCACGCGAGAAAGGCGCGUACCGCGCGGACUCCGGGCAGAUCGCGCUGCGCUUCCCCGGCGACAUGUGCAUCAAGGACACUGUGGACAGCGACUAUCAAAACUUCGAGCGCAUCCGCCAGGGCUGGCACAUAGACGGCACUCCUUCCAACUUCGUUCCUGGUGUGACGGAUCACUGGGGCAAAAUCACGAACUUUGACGCCUUGGUGGGGGUUCUGCUCAGCGACACGGAUGCGAACAUGAGCGGCGAGCUCUGCUGCUACCCCGGCUCGCAUAUGGAACUAUCUGGAUAUUUUAAGCACCACGGGUUUGAUGCAGUUGCGAACAAAGGUGUCGAGGGACUUCCCACUGGCAAGAAGACGGACGGCGUGCUGCACAAGCCGCCGAUGCACUGCAACGGGCAAGCCGGUGAUGUGUUCCUGGCCAACUACAUGGUGGCACAUUUCAUCGCCCCCAACACUUCCCAAGACAUCCGAUACGCGGUCUACUUUCGCAUCCGUGGCCCUUCCUUCGACCUGGAUCCCCUCUACAAGGAGAGCAUGCUGGACCCCCUGCUGAACUGGAGCCUAGAUGGACCAGAGGCUCCAAAGAAGCCAGCCGCCAAGCCGGCGCUGAGACGAGCCGCCACACUGGAGGAAGCUGAUCGCAUAAACGAGGUUCUGGACCACUAUGCUGCGGCGAACAACGACCACACCGUGCCCAGUUAA
Messenger RNA from Symbiodinium natans, 1626 nucleotides. The record is from the annotation of a GenBank genome assembly. Lineage: Eukaryota; Dinophyceae; Suessiales; Symbiodiniaceae.